Molecule: messenger RNA, 6454 nt
Organism: Chlamydomonas reinhardtii
Lineage: Eukaryota; Viridiplantae; Chlorophyta; Chlorophyceae; Chlamydomonadales; Chlamydomonadaceae
Exons: 24
Coding region: 317-6028 (1903 amino acids)
Biological process (GO): protein phosphorylation
Molecular function (GO): protein kinase activity; ATP binding
Source: RefSeq, a predicted model, not a curated record
AUUAUGAGGGAAAGCAAGCACUAGCUUAGUAACAUCGCAAGCCGCUGAAAUGCGACAGUUUAUUGUGGCCCACGCUCUGUGCGCAUUAUUCUUGCAGCAAAUAGCACUAUGCCAGAUGCCUCAGCAGCCUGAGCUGCCGGCAGGCUGCGUUUGGCAGCAGUCAACUGAGGGCCUUGCGCUGGCCCUGGCGAAUUCAACUGGCAAUAACUGUAGCCUAGCUUACAGUGGCAGCCCAUCGACAGCCAUUUCGGGGACAAUGCGAGAACCUGCAUCAUGGCUCCCCCCUGAGUUUCAAGUUCCUGGCCUUACCCGGAUAAUGGGAGUAACUGUUGCUUACAGCUCCUGCGAGUGGCUCUGGCAGCUGGCGGUCGACGUGUGCACCUUCCGGUCGAGCUCGCUGUGGCCCUCGCCCGGGCUCCAGGCUGGCCCUGGCUUCGUUUACCUCCGCGCGCUCACUGGCAGCGUGUCGGCCGCGGAGCGCGUCAACCUGACCUGCCCCGCCGACCAAUGGGCCAGCCUCCGCCAGGCCGCCGCGGCCGCAGCUACCCCCCCGGCGGCCGGCCUGGACCCGUGCGCCGCCGAGGUCGUGACCUCCGGGCCGCAGCUGCUGGAGGCGCUGCAGCGGCUGCAGCACCGCUCCGCACGCGUGCUGCUCACACUGGAUGCAAACAUCUCACUGCCGGCGGAGCCGUCGCCGCAGCGCGGCCUCCUGCCUGUCAGUGGCAACGCCACUGCCGCCGCCAGCGCACACGAUGACAUGACGCCCCUGGCAUGGAUCUACCGGAAUGUGACCCUGGCGGGCGGCGGUGCGCGCGUGACGGCCGCCGGCGGCACCACCGGCACCGAGCUGGACCUGCGCCUGCGCCGCAACGUCUUCCGCCUCAGCCGCCGCAGCGACCUUGCCAAUAACAGCAGCCCCGACGCCAUUAACGCAACGGCCCUGGGCGCGGCUGCUGGUGUUGGCGGAGCCGGCAACAGCAGCGGUGUCCUGCUGCCGCCGGCGGUGCUCACGUUGUGCGACCUGACCACAGUGAACAUGCCACAGGGCGCUAUGGGCACCUGGCCUCUGGGCCUCAUGAGCGGCUGGUUCUAUUACGUCACCGCGGACGAGAGCUGGGCCGAUGGUGGCGUGCAGGUGCAGCUGCUGCGCCACGCGUCCGUGUACACCGCCGCCGAGCUGAGGUACACGGGGUUUUGGUUCUUGCGCGUGAGCGCGCUGACGGCGGAGGAGUCGGCGUCCGCGGCCUGGCUGCGCGCUGUCAUCUCGACGAACACGCAGAUCACGGACGCUGACGGGCGCCAGACGCGGUACGGCUCGCAAAACGACCCCGGCGGCGGCGUCACGGCCGGCGUGACCAGCGCCGACAACGGCCGGGAGCGCGUGGUGGGCUACAACAGCACCAGCACGGCGCGGGUGCUGCGCACGCAGCCCGCGCCCUUUGACUACGACGUGUUUGCGCUGCCGCCGGCAGGCAGCCGCAUGCCGCCGCCGCCCAGCGUGUCACUGGCCUUCAACGAGUCGCAGCUGCUGGCGCUGUUGCAGGAGACCUGGGCGCCCGAGCAGCCGGCGCUGGACGCGCCCGCCGGCGGCGGCGAGCGGGUCAUUGCGCUGAUGCGCAACAUGAGCCUGGGGCCCGCCAACUGGCCGCCGGCCGGCGCCGUGCUGACCUACAACGUGACCCUGCUGGGGCCCGCGCGAGGCGCCCCCGUGCUGCUACAGCUCGCCGGUGGCGUCAGCCUCGUUCGCGGCAGUAGCAGCAGCAGUGGCAGUAGCAGCGGCGGCGGCGGUGCAGUCACGUGCCAGCUGGUCCGGCUGUGGGUGUCGGGCUUCGGCCCGGUGGUGGCGGCGCCGCUGGCGACCAGCGCACAGGAGCUGUUGGCCCUGGGCUGGGGCGGCAGUAGCGGCAAUAGCAGUAGCAGUCCGGCAGCCGGGCGGCGGGCCCUCCGGCAGCAACAGCAGUCGCAGUCUUCAGCUGCUGUGACAGGCGGCGGGGUGGAUGCUUGGAGAGACAGGUGCGCAGCGGCGGCGGGCGCUUCCGCCAACUCAACAACCGACACGACAACCGCCACCUCAACCGCCUUCGUCUCCUACGAGCUGUACAACUGCUCCCUGCUGGUGCCGCAAGGUGUGCUGGAUCUGUUUGGGGCGUCCAGCAGCGGGGCGCUCAACAGCAGCACGGCAGCCGGGGCUCUGUGUGCCGGCGUGCUGGCCAGCAACGGCACCACUAGCAGCAGCACGUCGGUGGCGGGCGGCGGCAACGCUACUGCCACUGCUGCUACUGCUAGAAAUGCCGCGGCCGCCCUUGCUGCCACCUGCGGCCUCGGCAGGUACCUCCAGGCUGCGGCGCUCGCAUCGAGCGCUGGCAGUAGCAGCAGUAACAGCAACAGCAGUGGCAGUAGCAGUGGCAGUAGCAUCAGCAACACCGCCGGCAGCCUGCUGUCGCCUGCAGUGGCGGCGUCUACUGCUGCCGCCCUGUCAGUGCUGCGGGUCAAGCUGGUGUUGAACGGACAGGCAUCCUUCCAGCUGCAGCCAUCGGCCGCACACCUGUCCUCGGCGGCGGUCGCUUCGGCCAUGCUGCGCGCCAGCGCUGCGGCUGGCGCUUCCGCCGCUGGCGACGGUGCCAGCGUCCGCGUCGUGUCGGCCUCCGUCCUGCUGGGGGACACGAACCUGCUGCCGCCGCCGAUGGCCGCGGAUGGCACCGCGGAGGGCGCGGCGGACGCGGCGGCGUCGUCCGCUGCCACGUGGGACGGCGCCACGACCUGCGGCAUACCCGCCCUGACCGUGGCGGUGUGGCAGGCGCUGGAGGCCGGGGACGACUCGGCAGCUGCGGCAGACACCGAGGGCACCAGCGGCCUGUCCGCGGGUGCGGUGGCAGGGGCGGUGGUGGGCGGCGUGGUGGGCGGGCUGUUGCUGGUGGCGGCAGUGGCGGCGCUGGUGGUAUGGGCGCACCGGCGCCGCCAGCGCCUGUCCUUAGCGGCCGCUGCGGGUUCCUGUGGCGCAGAGAAGUCGGGCGGCGCCCAGGAUGGUCGGCAGGGGAAGGGUGAAGGCCCCGACACAGCGCGGCGAGAUGGGGGUGGCGGCGGCGGUGACGUGGACACGCUUGCCCUGGGUGCGUCGUCGGCAGCAGCCGGGGCAGAGGCGGCGGUGGCCGUUGAGGCGACGGCGGCGGCGGCGGCACCCAAAGGGCCGGCCGGUGGGGCGGGCGCCGCUGCGCAGCCGCCUGCAGCCGCUGGUGGUGCUGGUGUUGCUGGUGCUGGUGCUGGUGCCAUGAUGGACACGGCUAUGGUGCAGCCGCCGCCGCAGGAGCCGCCGGCAUCGUUGCCCCCAGACAGCUUUGCCAUGUCUUCCAGCGCCCAGCGCUCCUGGUACAUGGGCGAGGGCCUGGGCAUACAAGCGGCGGUAGCGGUUGCCGCCGCUGGGAAGGCCACUGGAGGUCCUCCGCCGCCGCAGGCGCCGGGAAGCGGCGCCGCCGCGGCGGCUUCCGGCGGUGCGCCUGGGGCUGGCGGCGCGGCGGCGUCGCCGGCGGCAGGGGGGUCGUCUGGGACGCCCGCGGCUUCUGGCCGUGGCGGCGGUGCCACGCCCCGGCUGCUGAUGGCGCAACAGAUUGAAUCCAUGAUACAGCAGGCAGCAAGCAAGGUGAACAGGGCUGGCGACGCCGCGGGUCGCACCUGCAGCAGCAGCAGCGUGGCCUACAUCGCGGGCGCCGUGGCCGUGGACGUGGAGGCGGAGGCCCGCCGCCGCGUGCUGGGGCGCGGCGCGCACGGCGUGGUGUACGUCAGCAACUGGCGCGGCCGCCCCUGCGCCGUCAAGCUCAUGAACUUCGCAGCCGAUGCGGCGGCCCUGCCGUACGGUGCGACGCACGAGGGCGACGGCGCCGCGGCGGCGGCGGCGGCGGCGGCAGCAGAGAUGGCGCGGCGGCGGGAGCGCAUGGCUCGGGAGGUGGCGCUGACCAUCACUCUGCGCCAUGACAACGUGGUGCCCUCCUACAACUACUACCUGGACUUUGUGCCGGCGGAGGUGGCGGCCUCGCCCAGUGGCGGGCUGCACGAGCUGCUACGCCUCACCGCGGGCGACGGCGACGAGGACCGGGUGCCGGUGGGCACGGGCGGCGUGGGCCCCGACGGCGGCAUGUCGCCGGACUCGGCCCUGAGGCUGCGCAUCGUCAUGCAGUUGUGCGAGGGGGGGACCCUGGGCGCCGCCCUCGCCCGCGGGCACUUCCGUGGCACCGCAGCCGUCAGCGGCGGCGCGCCCGGCCCUACUCCGCCAGCCGGCGCCAGCACCAGCACCGGCACAAACAGCAGCGGCGCAAACACCCGCAGCGCCGGCAGCGGCGCGGCGCCUCAGCACGCCGCCGGCAGUGACGGUCUGAUCGCGCCCGAGGCCGCUCCUCGCAGCUGGGCCGACAUCCGCCCCGCCGGAAACCUGCCUCUGGCGGCGCUGGCGGCUCUGGACGUGGCCCGGGGCCUGGCGCUGCUGCACUCCCACGGCGUGGUGCACUCCGACCUCAACGACAACAAUAUCCUGCUCAAGCGAGCGGCACCCCGGCUGCGGGCGCCCGGAGCCGCCGCUGCGAGUACAGCCUCAGCAAGUGGCAGCGUCAGCACGUGCAGCCGUAGCGGCGGCGCCGCCGGCAGCGCCGGGCGGUCGGGUGCGUCGGUGGGCAUUGCUGCCGAUGCUGCCACCGAUUCCGCCGCUGCUGCAACCGCCCUUGCGCCGUCUGUGCACACGCCGCCCGAGGCAGCACCGGCCAGGGUGCGCGGGCCCGCGGCCGCCGCCCGGUCGCCAUCCGAGAACAACAGUCCUGGAGGCCCUCUCCCGGCGGCGCCCGCAGCCGUAAAUGACGCAACCGCUGGCGCAACAGCGGUGGAUGGUCACCAGGCCACGGACGCCGCAGCAGGCAACGCUGCCGCUGCCACAAACAGCACGCGCAGCGCCGCCACCGCCACCACCGCCGCCACAGCCACCGGCGUGGGCGCCGCCGCCGUGUCAACCACCACCACUGGCCUCCUGGCAACUGGGAGUGCCUGCUACGAGCUAGACACGUUGAGGGCGGGAGACACGUCGUCGCUUGCACCCACCUCCUCGCUUGCGCCCAGAUCCUCGCUUCCAGCCGCAGCCAGCGGCGGGAACCCGCGACCUAGCACAAGCCCUCGUGUUGCAGAGCAGGUGACGGAGACUUCGGGCAGGAUGGCGAGUGUAGAAGAGGUGGCGGUGGAGGCGCGCGCAAGCACAGUUGCAACCGCGAAGUGCGAGGCGAGCGCAGUGCAACAGCAGGCAGCCGCGGCCGAUGCGGCGGGGCCGCAGCCCGCUUCCGAGGUGUCAGCGGAGGCGCCCGGAGUGAUGACUGCCACAGCGGAGGUGGCGGCGGUGGAUGCGGCCGCUGCACCUGGGUCCGCAGCCGCUGCGCCUGCACCUGCGUCCGCAGCCGCUGCACCUGCGUCCCCGGCCGCUGCACCUGCACACACGUCCGCGGCCGCUGAAGCGGCGGCGGCGGUGCCUGAGGCAGCCGCUGGUGUGACGUGUGGAGAUGUCGGCGGCGGCGGCGGCAGCGCCGGGCUGGACGAGGAAGCGGCGCGGCGGCUGCUGGGGUACACGUUCAAGAUCAGUGACUUUGGGCUGUCGGUGGAGCUGCACGGGCCUAACCAGACACACGUCCGCAACCUGGCACAGGGCACGCCGUUCUUUGCGGCGCCCGAGGUGGUGUCGGAGGGCCGCAUGUCGGCAGCGGCAGACGUGUACAGCUUUGGAGUGGUGCUGUGGCUGCUGCUGCACGGAGUCGCCAUGGGGCAGGUGCGGCACCUGCUGCCGCGCUCCGCCACCAUCCCCAUCGGCCCGCUGCUGACGCACAACGCCAGCCGCGCGCUUCCCGCCGCCGCCGCCGAGCUGCUGCGGCGCUGCCUGGCGGUGGCGGCGGCGCGGCGGCCGGCGGCGGCGGAGCUGCCGGGCCUGCUGGAGGCGCUGCUGCAGGAAGUGGCUGGGCCUGCGUUGGCGCAGGUGCUUUUGUGUGCGGACCGAAGGGAUGCGUGAAGCCCAUCACUAUUAUUUAUCUAGCACGAAUAGCCGUGUGCCGCUCGUACCUAUCCCGCACUAGGCAGGAUGCAAUUUUGUCAUGUGCUGAUUGCCCUACGAUGACGCAAGGCCCUCCUGCGCCAGGCAGUUCGAUGGAUGUGAGCGACCUCGCAGAAGUAAUAAAUUGUGAGUUUGAGUAACACAACACGAAUGCACUUGUAGAUCAGGGUAAAGGCCGUCAAUUGACGGGGAUUCCGAACAGAUGCAGGCCUGCCCCGCCACUGGCGCUGGGAUUCGAAGGUGGGGCGGCUGCAUCGCCCCAGCAAUCAAGACACAUUGUUGAUUCGUGUGGGAACGUGGAGAGUGCGAUUGGGCCUCGGAUGCGCCCGAUUGGCUGGACAGUGAUUGUCCGCUGGUGAGGGUGGGCUGUAAACAGUCUUCGCA